This is a messenger RNA of Maniola jurtina (meadow brown), 2557 nucleotides long. RefSeq lists its product as uncharacterized. The transcript has 3 exons. NCBI's taxonomy places the organism in Eukaryota, Metazoa, Arthropoda, Insecta, Lepidoptera, Nymphalidae. The coding region runs from base 434 to 2266 and encodes 610 amino acids. The record is from RefSeq and is a predicted model, not a curated record.
UAAUAAAAUAAAAUGAGGAGUAACAGAUCAAAGUGUAUUAACUCCACCUACCGAAUUAUUCUAAUACAGAACGGAUUUUUUAUCUAUUUCAAACCUUGAAAACUUAUGUCAAAUUAUGACGCAUCAAACUGUAUUACUUUUUAUUAUAAAAAAGAACCAAAAGUAGUCACCGUUUCAAACAAUAUUAGAUCCAGGUUCGUUGCCAUAUCCAAGUGUAUUAAAUUUUGUCGCUAGAACAAAGUGUGUUACAUCCAUAGACAUCAAGUACAAGUCAUUUCUGAACGCAACAAACUAUAUUGUUUGUGGUCACUUGUCACUCGAUGUCAAUAUGACAGGAAACAUUGGCGGUUAUGUUGUCACUGUUGUUGUGUUAAUGUUUUUUGAAUAAUAAAAUAGAUUUGUUAUUAUUUUAUGGUAAUAAUCGUAUGUAAAUAUGGAAGAAUCAAUAUUUGUUGGAGAACAUUCGGAUGGUUCACGAAAACGGCCACGUAAUAAAAACCUAAGAGCUCGGCGUAAAGAAGCAAGAUACCGUGAUAGUGAUCCGGCUUUGUUAGCCUUUAAUCCACCAUGUACACAUACGACAAAACGGUAUUCUUGCUGUUUGAUUUCUAUGAAUUACCUGAUUUAUGCGAAACAAAAAAUGUAUGACGCCCAUACGAAAAUUGAGCAGGAUAGGCGAUUGUCAUACAUGUUAAGGGUUUCAGGCACUAAACGAUCUAGGCCAGUAGCAAAGCCUAAAACUAAGUCCAGAAAUGCUAAGAAAUUCUCCGUUAAGUAUUACAUUCCUGUCAAACAAGGGAAAAUGAUGCCUGUUUGUGCAAAGUUUUUUCAAAAGUUGUUUAAUGUUUCUCAAACCAGAAUCAACUCAAUUGCAAAGGGUGUUUUUAGUGGUGAAGGAGUUCAUGAACGGAGAGGUGGAAAUCACAAGGCACAUCUGUAUGCCCAGAAAAAACAGGCCGUUAUUGAAUUCAUUUCUAAACUUGAGGGUAGUAUAAGUCACUAUAAUCGCCUUAAAAGCAAGCGCAUAUAUUUGCCAUCCACGUUGUCAAUAAAUAAGCUUUACAAAAUUUACAACAGUCAAGCCAAUGAAAAUCUUAAAGUUAAAAAAACUUUCUUUGCCACAAUAUUUUGUACAAAAUUUAAUAUUGGCUUCGGAACUCCUGCUGUUGAUGUUUGUAGUUAUUGUAAAAGGAUGGCGUCUGCCAUGAGAGCAGAAACUGAUACACAAAAGAAAAACAGUUUGAUGCACAAUUUGGGAGCUCAUAAGUUACGUGCCAAGACAUUUCAUAAGUUACUAAAAGCAGACUAUUCUGAUAGUGUCAGACUUUGUUUCGAUCUUCAACAAAUUCAUCCUCUUCCUAAACUGAAUAUUAGUGAAGCUUACUAUGCUCGGCAAAUAAACUUUUAUACUUUUUGUAUUGUUGACCUGAAUAUGCAGGAUUCACAUUUUUUUACGUGGACAGAAACGGAGGCCGGAAAAGGCUCAGUGGAAAUAUCCUCUGCUAUACUAUCAUAUCUACAAACAUACAAUUUUGCCGAAUCCAAGACCAAAUUGAGACUGUUCUGUGACGGUUGCGGAGGGCAGAACAAAAACAUGCAUGUCGUUCAUAGUUUAUGUUGGUGGCUUUUUACUAAAGCUCCUGUACAUAUUGAGGAAGUUGUUUUGUUCUACCCUGUAAGAGGGCAUUCUUAUAUGCCUCCAGAUCGUGUCUUUGGAGUGGUAGAAAAAGAAUUGAAGAAGAGAGAAGAAAUCAUCACACGAAAAGAAUAUACACAAGUUUACUCUGAAAAAGGAAAAGUCCAUGAAUUGGGAAAGGAAUGGAAUACGCUGGAUAUAAAAAGUCUAUCAGAAUUCAUGAAAAAGAUGGAUGGAAUCAGAGAUGCUAAAAGGAUUUAUAUAAAAAAGACAAUGGUAAGAAACAAAGCAACAAGGCAACUUAAACCAAGAAUAGAUGUCAAAAUGGAAAAUUUCUACAAUGCUGAUACUGGAAAAGACUAUGGUCCAAUUAUGAAAAGGGGUUUUAAAAUUGAAAAUAUACCAGAGCCUGCAAUCAUCAACAAUAAUAAUUUACUAAAUCAGGCAAAGAAAAAUGAUGUAAACAUGUUACUGAAGAAACGUUUUGGAGAGGAAUGGCAAGAUAAUGGGGAGUUAGAAUAUUACAAAAAAAUUAUAAACAGUGAUGGUGAUGGUGUUACCGAUUCAAAUCAAGAACAGCAGGAAAUGUGUGACUGUUUGGAAGAGGAGGAUGAAAUAAGUAAAUUUUAGUUCAGUGUGUAAUAGUCUUCACACCCAUGUCAAACUGUAUUAAAUCCCAAAUGUGCCACAUCAAACAGUAUUAUUUUAUGGUUAAUGCAUCAAUAUGUAUUAAAUCCAAAAAAAUAUGUAAAAUUUUAUUGAUAAUUAAUAAUAAGAAGUAUGUGGAUUUCAGUUUUAUUUGCUGAUUUGACUUCCAAUAAACCCUAUUACAAUACAAAGUUGUUUGUUUUUGUCCUCUCUUAAAAAUAUUAUGGAUUAUGCUUUUAUCUCAAAAGUUACAUUAACGGAGUUAAAACACUU